Molecule: messenger RNA, 2124 nt
Organism: Pipistrellus kuhlii (Kuhl's pipistrelle)
Lineage: Eukaryota; Metazoa; Chordata; Mammalia; Chiroptera; Vespertilionidae
Gene: FAM81B
Product: family with sequence similarity 81 member B
Exons: 15
Coding region: 1-1878 (625 amino acids)
Source: RefSeq, a predicted model, not a curated record
AUGAUGUGCAGAAGACCUUCAAUGAAGACUCUGCCUGGCUUUUCACUUGAAGCUACUUGUAAUAUUGAAAUUUCAGUGCGUAAAAAAGUAGUCAGUGCUUAUGAUCAGUCAGUGGAGUGCUACAUGAGUCUGUUGAAAUAUCUGUUCAGCUUUUCAGGUUCUCAACCAACAUUUCUGGAUUUUGCAGGUGAAAUUUUGUCUUUGAAUAUCCAUGACUGUACUUUGAACAGAAAACAAAUACCAGAUACUCUAAUAGGUUUUGGAGAUACACCGCUGAAGCCAAGACCAACUGAACAUUCAAGGUAUUUCCAGUUCCCUGGAAGAAACAGCACACCAUUGAAAAAUGACAGUAAGACAGCACUUGUGCUUGUGUUAGGCUGGAUGGCUGUGGGCACUGGUCUUACUACACACGAAAAUAGACUUCUCAGGAUCAUUAGAGCAGCAAGUGAGAUUGCUGGCCGCGACCAGCCUGUGCCUGGCAAGCUGACAUGCUCAAGGAUGAGGAAUGGUGUGGUCCUUGUAUCUCUGGAUCAAAAUGAACUUGUUUCGAAACUCGUGGGAGAGGGGACUAAGCAUCUGCAGUUAGAGAAACUCUCCAGAAAUUCAUGUGCCAUAGUUCCUGAUCUGACUCAGCAUUCUGGUUGCCUAGAUACAGAUAUAAACAAAAGUGUCUCCCUGACUGAGGAGGAACAGCCAGAUGAACCUGAUGGCCCCCUUCCUGGCUCAGCCAGUGAUCAGGAAAACAAAGUAAGAUUAUCUCCAUUCAAAAUGUCAACCAAGAACUCUACAGAUCUAGUUGAAUAUGCUGGCAAGGAUCAUUCUUUCCUUCCUGUCAUUCCAAACACCCAGCGAAGUCAGAUAGAAGACAAGCUGAACAACCAGGAGCACACCAUAGCUUUCCUCCUUGAGCAAGCUUUCCGCAUCAGAGAGGACAUCUCUGCUUGUCUUCAGGGGACCCAAGGCUUUCGAAAAGAGGAGCUGUUUGCCAGGAAGUUGCUGGAAAACCAUAUCCAGAUCAUCACCAGCAUCGUCAAAAAUCUCAGCCAAAACAUUGAGGUUUUAGAAGACCAAAUAAGAGUCAGAGACCAGACGGCCACAGGAACUAAUUUUGCAGUGCAGGAGCUGAACAGCAGACACCUUCAAGGAGUCGGAGACCUUCGAGGAAGAGUAGCCAGAUGUGACGCCAGCAUUGUGAAGCUUUCUGGAGACAUUCAUUUCAUCAGAAACGAGUACCGGCAAAUUGAAAAUACGAUUCAAGAGCUCAUAUCUUCCCUAGAAAAUGUUUCUAAGAACUUGGAUAUUAAGGUAAUGCAGCUCUUAGGAAAGAUAGAGGCUUCUAAUUAUGAACAAACCUCAAAUUUAAAGACGAUCCAAGGGGAUUACCGCCUUGAAAUGAACCUUUUGGAGUUCAAGCUGAAUUCACUUUCCAAUAAUCUGUAUGAGGAAGUGGAGAAAAAUAAAAAAAAGUCAGAGAGCCAGCACAUCACAUUCGAGAAAGACCAGGUGAGCCAAAUGAAGUCGUGUCUGCAGCUCCUGCAGGAGAAACUGGAAAAGUCUGAAAAGAAAAUGGAAGAAAAAUUACUGCAGCUUUCAAGCAAAUUAGAUAAUUUCCUUAACACACACAAACAGGAUGCAGAACUAAGCAAAGUUAAGCACACAGAAAACAAACUGUAUAAAAAGAUGAGCCAACUGGAACAGCACAUCUGGGAUGAGUUAGAGAAAAUGCAGAAUGAAUAUCAAUCAGGAUUUAAAUCAAUUCAUGAUUCUCUCAGCUCCCUCCAACAAAUACAGAAAACAAAGAUGGAUUUAGAGAUACGUAAAGUACAUAAAGACCUAAAGAAAUUACACCGUAAGAUAGUUGAUCUCCAGGAAGUGUGAAACUUUCCAGUCUUCUUUUUUACCAGCCAAUGGAAUGGUUUGUUGAUAAAUCUUGAGAAGAAGAAAGUUAAUAUCUGAUGUUUAUUGCUUCCUCUGUCUCUGUAUUUCUUACCACCUUUUUAAAGGAGAUGAAUGUAUUAAAAAAUCCAAUAAAGCAAAGAAGCUGUAUGAGGUUUUCAUUAAUUUAAAAAUUAAUGAUUUUUUACAUACAUGCAUUUUUAUUUACCUAAAAAUAAAAAAAAGAGC